AGCUCAACGACGCGUUCUAGCAAAACGGUUAAGCCGAAUAUUUUCCAAGUAUAUAUCAACACCGUCUAACCGUUCAUGCCCAAGCGAAAGAGCUCAAGCGACGACGAAGACAAAGACUAUGAUCACUCUGAAGACGACCAGCCAAAAAUCAAAACUAAGCAGGCUUCAAAGGCAACUGAGAAACCUUUGACUAUCAAGAAGCCAAAAAUUGGUCAUUCAGACAACCAAUCCCCAACAGGCUCGAAGAAAAAGUCGACUCAUGACAAUGAUGUGGAGGUCUUUACCAGUUCUGAAGGUGAAAGAUAUGUUCAGCUGGGUCAAAAGAAACGCGUAACUGUCCGUGAGUUCAAAGGCAAGAUUCUUGUUGACAUUCGUGAAUUUUAUGGUAAGGACGAGGAGGACGAAAAGCCAGGAAAGAAAGGCAUUAGCUUGAAUGCGGAUCAGUGGGCUUGUCUGAAAAAGAGCAUCAACACUAUCGACUCUUUCUUUGAUAUCAAGAAAUAACGUCUAAAACUCUAUCUGUCACGACAGUAACAACCUUCUAAUUGCAUAUGUAUCAUAAAUUUAACUAGUAAAGACCGGCUGCCGCAUC
Messenger RNA from Suillus plorans, 592 nucleotides. RefSeq names its product transcriptional Coactivator p15-domain-containing protein. The coding region runs from base 76 to 504 and encodes 142 amino acids. Gene Ontology annotation, molecular function: transcription coactivator activity; DNA binding. Lineage: Eukaryota; Fungi; Basidiomycota; Agaricomycetes; Boletales; Suillaceae. The transcript has 5 exons. The record is from RefSeq and is a predicted model, not a curated record. Gene Ontology annotation, biological process: positive regulation of transcription initiation by RNA polymerase II.